AAUUUUGAAGAGAGAGUGAGAAGAAGAAGAAGAGCGUGAAAGCAGAAAUGAGUCCGCCAAUGGAAGCCGCGAAUACAGCUGCAAAAGCUGCUUACAGAAGCCUUCUCAGAGCGGUGAGGAAACACGUCGGCGAAGAAGGCCACAAAUCUCAUUUCACGGAUUUCAUCAAACACGAAUUCCGAAAAAAUGCCAGCUCCCAAAAUCCCCAAAAUUUGAAGCUCGCGCAGGAUUACACCAUAUAUCUCAACAGCGUCCACCAUCAGAAGGAAUUGCUCUUCUCGUACAAUAUCGCAGUGGAUAGAUCUGCUGAGAUGAAAAAAGUACUGGGAAAAUCUGCUUCAAGUGUAGGUCUUCAGCUGCCCGAAGUUUAUCAGGCUUGAUAGACGUUGAACCGGUGAGCAAGGAAACCCCGUUGAGGGGCGAAUCUGUCAGCCGUUAUUGAGACCAACGAGUCGGUUGGAAAGUGGUUCGUGGAACCUAUGUUUGAUCUCUCGAGACAUUGUGAACUAUUUAAACCUCCUUUAGAAAUAAAGAAUUUUUUUUUA
Molecule: messenger RNA, 545 nt
Organism: Salvia hispanica
Lineage: Eukaryota; Viridiplantae; Streptophyta; Magnoliopsida; Lamiales; Lamiaceae
Product: complex 1 protein, LYR family protein
Source: RefSeq, a predicted model, not a curated record